Entrophospora sp. SA101 is the source of this 4449-nucleotide messenger RNA. The record is from the annotation of a GenBank genome assembly. NCBI's taxonomy places the organism in Eukaryota, Fungi, Glomeromycota, Glomeromycetes, Entrophosporales, Entrophosporaceae.
AUGGAAAUCUUUCGUGGCAUAUGUGCUGAUGGUGAAUUGUUACGCUCCAUAUAUUGUAAUUAUGAUAAGAAUAGUGAUUCAACAAAUGUGUUCCAUGAUAUGAUUAAUUCUUUUGGGAAAUUGGCUGCUGAAAAGCCCCAAACUUUUAGUACUGGAAUACAUUCAUUUAUAGGUAAUUUGCAUCAAAAUAGAGAAAACAUAGAUGUUACUGGAAUGGCGAGCGCUGUAAUAGGAAAUCCUGCUCAUGUAGAAUAUCUUUCUUUGACGAUUGCAAAUUCAACAAUGAAGAUACAAUGUAUUGAUCAAUUGGACAAAGUAGAUUCACCCCAGAUUCCUGACACAUAUUUAAAUUUUCUUGCUCUUGUAUGUCUCAAUUCUGUAGCAGAUAGCCUUCAUAAUUUUGUUUUUAAAGUUUUUUCAGAAGUUCUCCAAAAACAACAAUUGGAAAAAAACUCACCAUCUAUUUCAGGAGAUUCUAUUCAUUCUCAAGAUUCCCCUAUAACACCCGUUAAUCAGCAGUCCACAACCUUUGGUGUAACCACUUUGAAGCAGAUGGAAUUGCAUUCAUUAUAUAAUGAAGUUCUCCUGGUCAAGGAAAUUGCAAAUACAGCAUGGCCUGGUUUAUUAGCUGCACAGUCCUUCUUCCUCACAUUAAAUAUUGAUGAUGAAUUAUUUCAAGGUGUUUUACGUGCUUAUCAGAAUUUUACAAUUGUGUGCGGUAUUCUGCAACUUUCAACUCCUCGUGAUGCUUUUUUAACCAGUUUGUGUAAGGGUGCUGUACCGCCUAGUGUAGUCACAGCAUUUUUGGCAGAAAGCAAAGCAGUUCAUAGUGCUGGAGCUGCAACCAAUAAUGAAAAUUCAUUUGGCGUUUCAUUAUCAGAUAGAAAUUUAUCAUGUUUAAAAAUACUUUUGAACAUUGCGCAAUACCUUGGUGGGAUUUUAGGUGAUUCGUGGUAUUUAGUGUUAGAAGUUCUGCAUUUGGCAGAUUUGAUAUUAUUUCCAAAACAUGGAAGGGGCGGAUCCAGAGGUGCACGAAGACUAGGUACUCAGAAUACAGCAUCAUUAUCUGCAACUUCAUUGGCUAAUUCUUUGUCUCCUAAAAGUCCUUCAGCAUCUAUUCAUCAAACAUCAUCGACAGCUCAAAAUAUAAAGCGAAAUUCUGCCGUUAUAACGUCUGCUCAAGAUGCAUCAUCUACUAAUUAUCCUAAUCAGCUUUCAGCAAUUGAAAAUGAUUUGAAUAUUUUAUUGAUACAAAUUAAAAAGUUAUUUGAUAAUUGUAAAUUUCUUGACGAUGAUGCAUUAAAAGCAUUCACUAGAUCUUUAUGCAAGCUCAGCUUUGAUACGAUCGGAAUACCAUUUGACAGUAAAAUAUCUGUACCUAAACAAGACAAGUCAUCACCAGAAAGUAAGACACCCAAAUCUACUACACUUGGCAUCUUAAAAGGGAAUAGAACAGAUGAACGAUCUUUUGCAAUUGAUAAACUACGUUCGGUAGCACUAUUAAACAUAGAUCGAAUGAUUGUUCAGGAUCCUUCUCUUAUAUGGGAUUUAAUUAUUUCACAUCUGAUUGUUAUUGCAAAUUAUAUUUCAACCCCGCAGACUCCACAGCCAAUCCGUUUGCAAGCUUGUGAAACUUUAGCUGACAUUGUUAUCUCAUCGAUAAAUUAUGCAGAAUCUGUACAAAUGGAAAAUGAUGAACGAAUUCAAAUGCAAUUACUUCUUGCGAUCAAUCAAUUAGUUAAUAACCCAGAAAGAAAUUCUCAAACAAAUAAUAAAGGAUUCUACAUUGAAGUUCAAAAAAUGGGAUUGGAAACCUUGGAUAAAUUAUUACAAAAUUCUGGGCAUUCAUUUACUCAUGGGUGGAGCAUAAUUUUUGAUAUGAUUAAAAGUGUGUGCACACCAUUAGAAAGUGGCGAGGAUGAAGGUUACACUGCCAGCUCUGACAGUAUUACUAUUGCAGGUACCUCAACCAUUGGUAUUUCUAGUUCCAAAUUAUCUGGUUUAGUUCGUGUGGCAUUUCCUUGUUUACAGCUAAUUUGCUCCGACUUUUUAUCAUUGCUUUCACCCGAGUGUUUGAAGCAAUGCAUAAAUACAUUGGGGGCAUUUGGUUUACAAAUGGAUGAUUUAAAUAUCAGUUUAACUGCUAUAACAUUAUUAUGGAAUGUUUCUGAUUUUAUACAGACCAAAAGAUCAGAAAUGGUAAAGGCUCAAGGAGACCAACAUGAUUGUUUUUGGAAAAUUGGAAAUGAAGAUAUCGAACAGAUAAUAGAAAAUGCCAUUCAUGGGGAAUUAAGUAACAAUACCAUGAAUGCUCUCUGGAUGUUGUUAUUGUUACAACUUGCAAAGAUUUGUUCAGAUGUUCGAUUUGAAGUAAGAAAUGGAGCAAAUCAAACUUUAUUUCGUACUAUUGAUAUGAAUGGAUCUGUAUUGGGGUCUCAGAUGUGGCAUGCAUGUAUCUGGAAAGUUUUGUUUCCUUUAUUGGAUUCAGUUAAAAAUGCAUCUGAGAAAGCUGUUAAGGUCAUGAAUCAGCAAAAUAAUGGUGCUUCGAAUGAUAAACCUUCUUCACAAAAAGAAUUUACUGGUUUCAUGAUACAUCAUUCUCGUAAUACUGCAGAUAAACAAUGGGAUGAGACAAAGGUUCUAGUAUUAAGUGGUGUAUCCGGUAUAUUUAAAAACUUUUUACAUAUUCUGGUAAAUUUAGAUGAUUUUAAUCAAGCUUGGAGUUUUUUCCUUUCACAUUUACAAGAUUCUUGUCUACAUUCUAGUCAUGAAGUAGCAAUUUCAGCUAUUAAAUCAUUAAACACUAUGAUUCAAUUUGCAAGUGAUGAUGUUCAUAAUGAUGAAUUGAAGGAAAAAAUUUUACCAAUGUGGCAAACUGCGUGGGAGGUUUGGGAAAGAAUAGGUCUGGUUAUUAUUACAAAAUCAAACGUUGACAAUGACAACGAUAAUAAGAAGGAAAUAGAAAUUUCAGAAGGUGUUGUAUCGUCAUCAAAGUUAAUCUCUUCACAAUUCAAUCAAGAUACUCUUACGGCAUUUAUUUGGACUUUUACUGAUCUAUACAAUGUGAUUCAGGUUGAUUUUGAGAUUAGUAAAAUAAAAAGAUUAUUAAAAGUCAUCCAUGGGAUUUUGACUUAUCCCCAUAGUCCUUCUUAUAAAUCAGAUUGUGAUUAUCUAACUGCUUUGCAAGAAGCAGUUUUGGAAGUAAUCAAUAUAUUAAAUUUAAAUGUGCCAGGUGCUCCUGCGGCAGUCUUAAGCAGUUUAGCGGAUUAUAUAACAUUAGCAUUUUUGAAAAUUUAUAAUGAAGAAAAUAAUAAAAGUAUUAAAGAAGGAAUUGGAUAUUUUAAACAAAAGAACCACUCACAAAGCACUGCCACUAUUGUUACUGCUAGUGAUUCUACUAUUGCCACCAAUAAUAACACUACAUUUUUUAAAGAAGAAGGAAUGCCUUCCAAAAAAUCUUAUGACACAAUAACUUAUAUUGUAUUUUCAAAAACUGUGAUGCAUACUGUUAAGGAUCUAUUUAAAAAAUUUACAGAUGAUAAAGGGAUAUAUUCAGAAGAAGUAUUUGCAAAAAUUAUUUGGUGUCCACCUUCAGGUAAAAAUGUCGAACUUUGGAAAAUUGCCACAGAUUCAUUUUUAGAAGUAGUAAAAAAUGGAUUAGUUGUGUUAAAAAACCUUGGAGAUGAUUCGCAGAACCUCGAACAACAAGAUAUAGAUGAAGCAUUUGAUAUGAAGUUUCUAUUUAGAUUACAAUCUGAAGUAAUAGUUCAUAUUGGUCAUCCAUAUGUACCACAAGAACUAAUCAAAAGUAUGGUGGAAACUUUAAAAGAAGGCUCAAAACUUUAUGAUACUUUUAUAGAUGAGAGAGAAAAUAAUUAUAAUACGUUAUCUUCAACAAAUGAUUUAUCAUCAUCAUUUCAGAGUAAAAAAUUAGCAGACAAAGUUGAAGGCACAACUGCCAAAGUUAUUCCUGUAAUAAGAGAAAGAUUUGCAUAUGCUUGUUUACAAUGUUUAUUUGAUUUAUGUUCUGAACAAGGUGAACAAGGUGAAGAAGAUGAAAGUGAUGCGAGUCAUCGUAUUGCACAAGUUGCAGCACCAAUACUUUUAGAACGAUGUGCCUCUGCAAUAAAAAAGUAUACAGCUGAUCAACCGCUACAUGGAAAAUAUCCAUUUUCAAGCCUUAAUCUUGCUUCCAGGGUACAAAACGAUGAAAUCUUGUUAAUCUUACAACAACUGAUUAAAUUACAAUUUCGUACAAAUGUAUUAAACUUUGAAGAUGGAAAUUCUAAAAAAAGUUUAUUGAAAAAAGAAAUUUUAUCAGGAUCGAAUGCACAUUUAUUUUAUUUAUAUCCAGUUAUUUGCGAGGCUAUUUCCAUUCCUGAAAAAAACAUAACUGUUUUGUUAAAGGAAUGUUUAAAGAAGAUUGGUAAUGAAUUAGAAAUAUAUUAA